AUGUUCCUUACCAUCUUGGCAAGAAAACGUCAUGAUCCACCUGAAUGGAAACUCAGCCUUCCCAAUAAUAUCUCUCAAGUACGACAAGCCAUCAACUCCACGAACAAUCCACCGAGUACUUAUGCGACGCCAUGGUUCUAUUUCAGUGGUUCCGAUGUGCAGCUUAUCGGAUCCAAAAGCGACGAAUGGGGAAGAUUCAAUGGCUUCGGACAACAGUGGUGGGAUGCUGGAAACCGGGCAGGGCAAAUUUCUCGCCAAGGCGUUUCUGAUGCGGUGUUUCAGGCACUCCGGCCUCAACUGGUGACGUCGUUCAAUGUUACCAAUGGGCAUUUACGCGGUCCCAAGAUCAUCAAGCCUAUAGCUUGA
Molecule: messenger RNA, 366 nt
Organism: Guyanagaster necrorhizus
Lineage: Eukaryota; Fungi; Basidiomycota; Agaricomycetes; Agaricales; Physalacriaceae
Exons: 2
Coding region: 1-366 (121 amino acids)
Source: RefSeq, a predicted model, not a curated record